AUGCUUUCCCUCUCCAAAGUCGCACUCGGGCUUGGUCUCUCCGCGUCGGUCCCUCUCGGUGCCUACGCGUGGGGCGCCAUGGGACAUGAAGCGGUGGGGUUCGUUGCUAUGGAUUUCCUAUCCUCUGGUGCACUCUCGUUUGUCCAAAAUACAAUCGACGCAUCGUUCAACCAUUCGCUUGGUCCGGCCGGUCCUUGGGCAGACACAGUUCGCUCAGAAGCGGCAUUCAAGUUUACCGCACCGUUCCACUUUAUUGACGCCGAAGACGACCCACUCAACGGUCAAUGCUCUGUCAAUGAAGACCGCGACUGCGGAAAUACGGGCUGUAUCCUGACGGCAAUAGCAAACUACACUCAGCGUGUGACAGAUACAUCCCUUUCUUUCACACAGCGUCAGCAAGCACUCAUGUUCAUCGACCACUUCCUAGGAGACAUCGGUCAACCUCUUCACGUCGAAGCGCUUGAAGUCGGCGGGAACGAUAUCGAUGCUGUCUGUGGUGGGAAGAAGACCAAUUUACACGCAACGUGGGACACAGGCAUGAUCGAGACGAUGCUCGACGCAAACUUCGACGGGAGCGUUACAGCAUGGGCAGCUUCACUCACCGAGUCUAUCAAGUCUGGCGACUUCAAAUCCGAAGCAGCCUCCUGGAUCUCCUGCUCCUCAACAACCCAAACCAUCACCCGCCGACUUCUUUCUUCAUCAGACAACCUCCGAGACGACAUUCUCUCUUUCAUCGCUUCCUAA
This is a messenger RNA of Fomitiporia mediterranea MF3/22, 744 nucleotides long. RefSeq names its product phospholipase C/P1 nuclease. The record is from RefSeq and is a predicted model, not a curated record. Gene Ontology annotation, biological process: DNA catabolic process. The coding region runs from base 1 to 744 and encodes 247 amino acids. Gene Ontology annotation, molecular function: nucleic acid binding; endonuclease activity. The transcript is spliced from 8 exons. NCBI's taxonomy places the organism in Eukaryota, Fungi, Basidiomycota, Agaricomycetes, Hymenochaetales, Hymenochaetaceae.